Messenger RNA from Leptidea sinapis, 2508 nucleotides. RefSeq names its product bifunctional peptidase and arginyl-hydroxylase JMJD5 (gene JMJD5). Gene Ontology annotation, cellular component: nucleus. Gene Ontology annotation, molecular function: histone H3K36 demethylase activity. The record is from RefSeq and is a predicted model, not a curated record. Lineage: Eukaryota; Metazoa; Arthropoda; Insecta; Lepidoptera; Pieridae. The transcript has a single exon. Bases 161 to 1366 code for a protein of 401 amino acids.
AAAUUGAAAAAUUAAUUGUUUGUAAAUAAACCAAAAUAAACUUUACUUAAAAUAGUGAUGUAAUGAGUAUACUUAUUGAAAUUGUACCUGUUUACAUUAUGUCUAUUAUAAAAUAUAAAUCAUUAUCAAUUCUGUGCCCAUAUUACUAAAGUUACUAAAAAUGUGUUCGCCUAGAGGAUUUGAAGAAAUUGUAAAACUUAAGUCAAGUAUUUCGGAGGCUAUUGAAGAAAUUUCUGAAUUAGACCCAGCAAGUUUAUCUUUAAUUGAUAAAAGUAUAAAUGAGAUCGAAGCUAAUAAUAGCGACCAUAUCUUACAAAUAGAAGGCUUAUUAGAUUAUAUGUAUGAACAGGUUAAUAUUGGAAAUUGGAAAGAAGUACGAUUAUUUUUGAGAAAAACAAUUACGAUCGCAUCCUAUAUUAAGUUAUUAAUCACCUUAAAAAACUGUAAUCAAGUGUCGAGUGACGUUUUAAAGGAAUGUUUUAAAAUCAUUGACUUUGGCAUACUAUUCGGCUGUCCUAUUAAAGCAGUACCCAGCUUGUUGCAAGACUGUGCUGCACUUUUAAAUAAUCUUUAUAAUUUUCAAAAGAAUUCUGAAUACAAAAUUGAUGAUAAUAAGUUAUUUGAUUGUGAUCAUGAUAUCAAAAAUAUAUAUAAUGCCACCAAUAUAGAAAUAAUAAAAUGUCCAAGCAUGGAGAAUUUUUAUGCCCAUUACAUUAAGAAAGAAACUCCUGUUAUACUUGAUAAUUGCAUAGACCAUUGGCCAGCAUUAUCUAAGUGGAAGGACCACAAAUACUUCCUGAAACUUGCUGGCUUCAGAACAGUGUCAGUUGAAAUAGGUAAAAAAUACACAGAUAGUGAUUGGACUCAGAAACUAAUUACCAUAGAAGAAUUUAUUAAGAAUUACAUUUAUGAAACAGAUGGUCCUAAAGGUUAUCUGGCUCAGUAUCAAUUAUUUGACCAAAUUCCUGAAUUAAAAGCAGAUAUAACCGAACCAGAGUAUUGCUGUUUUUCAGAAACCGAUGAGCCUGUUAACGUAAUGGCGUGGUAUGGACCAAAGGGUACAAUAUCACCUUUACAUCAUGAUCCCCCAAAGAACCUAUUAGCUCAAGUUGUUGGCGAGAAACAAAUAUUUUUGUUUUCACCAAAAGAUUCAGAAUAUUUGUAUUGUCAUGAGGAUGAAUUAUUAAAUAACACGGCUCAAGUUGAUCCAAGAGAGCCAGAUUUGGAUAAAUAUCCAAAGUAUAAACACAGCACACCCUAUUACUGUAGACUAAAACCUGGUCAAAUGCUUUAUAUACCUCCGAAAUGGUGGCAUUUUGUUGAAUCAUUAUCUGUCAGUUUUUCAGUUAGCUUUUGGUGGCAAUAGCACUUAUUUUUCUACUCUUAAAUCUUCCUGAUAUUUGAGUAAUUAUAUAAUCACUUAGAGUAUUUUUAAACCUUUAUAAUUAUACAAAUUAAAUUUGUAUCCAAAAUUUGUUAACUAUGUGGGACUUGAACCCAUAACCCCUUUGGUUCCGCCUGAGAGCUCUUACCAACUGAGCCAACUGUUUGAGUGAUGCCAUGUGUUGUUGUUGGGACGACGAGAAGACUCCUUGGUUGUAAUACGACUUUAUUAAUUUAACAAUAUAAUAUGAUGUCUUAAUACAUUAUAUAUUAAUGACGGUCAUUGAAGCAUUGCUGGAUGGUGGGCCCAAGAGCAGCGCCCGCGUCUACCCGGGCGCUCCUGGCCCCCCCUCGCUAAUGGGUUCAAGACUUGAACAUUCGUAAAUCUUGGUAUAUCUUGUUCAAUUCCUAGGUUAUGAUUCCAUCUACAGGAAUUUUUAAAGAUCAAAGUUUGUUUCUUCCUGAGUUCCUUUUUCAUGAGUUAAUGUGUGUAGUGAGUACACUUAUAAUAGUUCCAAGCACACUCACAACUGCUCAAAUUACCAAACUACCAAACCACCAACAUCCACAUUCAUUAUAUAAAUAUUUGCACCUUUAGCUUAGUAGGCAGGGUCACUAACCAUUGGGUUGUAUCACAGGAGCUAAAUCAUUGACAUUAUUAUCUGAUUGUAUCAUUUUAUGUCACCAUAUUAUGACAAAAUUUACAGCUACAAUUAUUUACAGUUUAAAAACUGAAAUUUUCAUUUGUGUGUGAGAAAUUUUAAAUGACAAUAUGAAAUAUUAGCAAUAAAACACCACAUUACAGUAUAUACAUUAUAUUAUUUUAUCACAUAUCCACAUUUAUUAUUAUUUUAUUUAUAUUCACUGUUUAGAGCUCUUCCGAUAAGCAUUCUUCGGACCUCGGAUGUCCCUGCACCAAUUUCAUAAAGUUUAGCAUCUCUAAGUAUUCUUCCGGUUGGAUAGUCAUUUAUAUAACCAUUUCCACCUGGAAAAAAAAAUGUGGGUAAUUUUAAUUCAGUAAAUUUCUGGACCUAAUGUAAACUUGAAUUACUACUUAUCUUAGAGAUUAUUGGUAUUGAAUAUAACAUGCAUGGUGGAAAGAAAUAAAUAAAAAUACAAAUAAAA